CAUCUCUCGGUCGGUUCGUUCGUGCCCGUUGGCCGCGUUCUCUCUCAGUCGCAAACGUCGCAGCGGGACAUGGCACCUCGGCAGACCAGGGAAUCGCGACCACGCACCGGUUGAUAGGAGUUUUAUAGAAGAGCGCGUGACCAACGGCUACGGCAGUAGCAGAACACGACGGCUCCGUGACCACGUGAAGCGGCUGGGCCUCUUGUGAGGGGGAGGUCGAGAACCGCGAGCCGUACUCCCCCCUUAGAGCGUCCCUUCCCAGCGAUGAUAGACCCAAGCUCGUCCGAAGAAGAGAGUGAGGAGGACCAGAGCACUCACCAUGGAGGCGGCGGUGGUGGCGGCGGCGGUGGUGGUGGCCCCGGCCGCGCCGGGAGCGGCAGCUCCCACGGUUCCCGCCGUCAUCCCGGAAGUAUCGGGAGCGGCCCGGGUUCCGGUAGCGUCGGCUCGCUCGCCUCGGGCCUCACCGCCUCGCCGGGCGGCCCGAACCACGUGGGCCCGCCGAGCACCGCGAGCACCUACGGGCCCGGUGGGAGCCGCGGCGGCGCCGUCGCGGCGCCGCAGGAGGCCGCCGGUGCUGGCCUGGACGUCCCCAAUCUCACCAGCGCCAGGAACUCCCUGUCGCCGUCGAUGAGCGCGGCCCAGGACGCCGCGAAUUACGCCCAGCGGCCGACCAGCCCGUCUCCCUCGGUGGCCAGCGAGAAGACGGAAGCGGAGUUGCAAGAUAAGCAAGAGAGGGAGGAGGAGCAAAGGAAAACUCGGAUUCAGCUUUACGUCUUCAUAUCUAGAUGCAUCGCUUAUCCGUUCAAUGCCAAACAGCCGAUGGAUAUGACGCGAAGGCAGAUGAAAGUAACGAAGCAACAAUUGGAGACCAUAUGUUCUCGUUUUCAGAGUUUCUUGAAGGGUGAGACGCAGAUCAUGGCCGACGAGGCAUUCCACAAUGCCAUACAGAAUUACCACGACGUGUUCCUAAAGUCGGACCGAGUGGUACAAAUGGUGCAAAGCGGUGCAUGCUCCCAGCUCGACUUCCGCGAGGUAUUCAAGAAGAACAUUGAGAAGCGUGUUCGGAGCCUCCCGGAAAUCGACGGAUUGAGCAAAGAGACUGUGCUUACGUCCUGGUUGGCCAAAUUCGAUUGCAUUUUAAAAGGUACUGGUGACGAGGACACCAAACGGCCUUCCAGGAUGCAACAGCAGUCUUUGAACUCGGAGCUGAUACUGUCGAAGGAGCAGCUGUACGACAUGUUUCAGCAAAUCCUUGGCAUCAAGAAGUUCGAGCACCAGCUUCUGUUCAACGCCCUCCUGUUGGAUUCAGCCGACGAACAGGCUGCCGCCAUCAGGAGGGAGCUGGACGGUCGCGUACAGAAAGUCAACGAGAUGGAAAAGAACCGCAAGCUCAUGCCCAGGUUCCUUCUGAAAGAGAUGGAGUCGCUCUACAUCGAGGAGCUCAAGUCGUCUAUCAACCUGUUAAUGACAAAUUUGGAGUCGUUACCGGUCUCCAAGGGUUCGAUAGACAGCAAAUACGGGCUGCAGAAGCUGAAGCGCUACAACCAUCGUGGUGAGCGCUCCCGCUGCCGCGGUCAGGGUUCCCUCGCUAAACUGGAGGGCGACUCCGCCGAUUCCGAUCCCCAGCUGACGAAAAUGGACGUCGGCCUGACCUUCCAACUGGAAGUAGUCGUAAUGGAGGUCAAGGGCCUUAAAAGCCUAGCACCCGAUAGAAUAGUUUAUUGCACCAUGGAGGUGGAGGGUGGCGAGAAGCUGCAGACCGAUCAGGCCGAGGCCUCCAAGCCUAUGUGGGACACACAGGGUGACUUCACGACGAUGCACCCGCUGCCGGUGGUCAAGGUUAGACUGUACACCGAGAACCCGGCGAUGCUCGCGCUCGACGACAAGGAAUUGGGCAAGGUGAUCCUGCGGCCCACCCCGCUGUCGUGCAAGGUGCCCGAGUGGCAUCGCAUGACCGUGCCCAAGAACUGCGCCGAUCAGGAUUUACGCAUGAAGAUCGCCUGCCGCAUGGACAAGCCGCUAAACAUGAAGCAUUGCGGCUACCUCUACGCGAUGGGCAAGUCCGUAUGGAAAAAGUGGAAGAAGCGGUACUUUGUGUUGGUCCAGGUCUCGCAGUACACAUUUGCGAUGUGCUCGUACAAAGAAAAGAAAAGCGAGCCGUCGGAAAUGAUGCAGCUCGAUGGCUAUACAGUGGACUAUAUCGAGGCCGUUUCUGCUAAUCUCAUGGUCGGCAUGGAUUUGGAGGGAGGAAGGUUUUUCUUCAACGCUGUGCGCGAAGGCGACAAUAUAGUAUACGCUUCGGAUGACGAAAACGAGUGUCAUUUGUGGGUGAUGGCGAUGUACCGGGCGACCGGCCAGUCGCACAAGCCUACCCCGCCGGUUUCCGUAGCUGACAAAAAUUCAACCAUCAGUAAGAUUCAGGGUGACGCUGACCGUGCAAAGAAGCACGGCAUGGAGGAUUAUAUCAGCGCAGAUCCGUGCAAGUUCGACCAUCAUGGUCUAUUCAAGUAUCUGCAGAACUUGAUCCUGGACUACAGACUGAACGAUCCUUACUGUUCGCUCGGCUGGUUCUCGCCCGGUCAAGUUUUCGUGCUGGAUGAAUACUGUGCCAGAUACGGCGUGCGCGGGUGCUUUCGGCAUCUCUGCUAUCUUCACGAUUUGUUGGAUAGAAUCGAUCGUGGGCUUAUGAUAGAUCCGACGUUGAUACACUUUAGUUUCGCCUUCUGUGCCACUCAUGUUUACGGUAACACAACGUCCGCCGAUGGCGUGGGCUCGAUUACUCACGAGGAAAAAGAUAAAUUUCAGGAGAUUAAGGAACGGCUCAGGCAGAUUCUCGAGAACCAAAUCACUAACUUUAGGUACGGUUUUCCAUUCGGGCGUCCGGAGGGCGCGUUGAAAGCGACCUUAUCCCUCCUGGAACGCGUCCUUAUGAAGGACAGUGUAACGCCCGUGCCGCAGGAGGAGGUGAAAGCCCUGAUAAAGAAGUGCUUGGAAACGGCGGCGCUGGUAAAUUACACGAAAUUGUCCGCCGAGGCGAAGAUCGAGGACGACCUUAGCGGCGAGGUGUGCGUGCCUUCCAGCAAAAAGCUGGAGGACCUGAUACACCUCGCCGAGUUGUGCGUCGACCUGCUCCAGCAAAACGAAGAACAUUAUUCGGAGGUAGCGUUCGCCUGGUUUAGCGACCUUAUGGUGGAGCACGCCGAGAUCUUCUGGUCGCUAUUUGCCGUCGAUAUGGAUAAAGUGCUCGCAGAACAACCGCCAGACACGUGGGACAGCUUUCCGCUGUUCCAGAUAAUGAACGAUUAUCUUAGGACCGAUGACAACUUGAAGAACGGGAGAUUCCAUCAGCAUCUACGCGAUACGUUCGCGCCGUUGGUGGUGCGUUACGUUGACCUUAUGGAAACGUCGAUCGCCCAGUCGAUUCACAAGGGGUUCGAGAAGGAACGAUGGGAGAUCAAGGGGAACGGUUGCGCUACGUCGGAGGAUCUAUUCUGGAAGCUGGACGCGCUGCAAUCGUUUAUCGGCGGAUUACAUUGGCCCGAUCAGGAGUUCAGGCAGCAUCUCGAGCAGAGAUUAAAACUGAUGGCGUGCGACAUGGUGGAGUCGUGCAUUCAGAGAACCGACGCGGCCUUCCAGCAGUGGCUUAAGAAAGGCGUGACCUUUAUCUCUACAGAUUAUAUCAUACCGUCGGAAAUGUGCGCUAUGGUGAACGUUAUUUUGGACGCCAAGAAUCAGAGUUUUAAGCUUUGUACUGUCGAUGGCGUCGAUGUGCAUCAAUAUCACGCCAAGAUCGAUGACAUGAUUGAAAAGACAUCAGCAGGAAUGAAUCAAGGAAUGAUUAAUAAGCUUAUAACAGUAUUGGAAGCGACGCUGUCUAAGCUGUCUCGUUACGAUGAGGGUUCCCUCAUUGGCUCCAUUCUCAGUCUUACGAAGGUAUCAGGAAGCGGGAAGGAAAUGGGACAAGCCUAUGUAAACUUCAUGAGAAAUUGUAUAGAUCAGAUUCGCAGCAAAGUCCUUGAUGAAUUGUGGAUCUUGAAUUUCUUCGAGCAAUGGUACACGGCGCAGAUACAAAUGCUAUGUAACUGGUUGUCCGAGAGACUCGAUCAUAGCCUGCAUUUGUAUCAAUGUACCUGCUUAGCUCACAUCGUGAAGAAGAUCUACACUGACUUUGAGCUCCAGGGUGUCAUGGAGGAGAAACUCAACACGAAGACAUAUCAGACUAUAGACAAGAGGAUGAAGACGGAAGAAGCAACUUGUGCCUUAACCAUGAGCGCUCAGAACGAAGAAGGGCUUUCGGAGAAUGGCAAUGAUGACGAGGUGGAGAGACCUAAGACAAAAGUGACGAUCGUUGAGACGAUAACGGAGGACGCGAAUUACGUGGCCAAUCUGAGCAACGUCACCUCGAAUGUUGUUGGCAAAGUCGGUAGCAUGUUCGGCAAGGGCAUCGGCGGUCUUUCUACAAAAUUCGGCUCAGCCAGCAAUUGGUUCUAGUUAUUGUUUCUAGCACUCUGCCAGUAAACCUUACAUUCGACUAGUACGUUCCUUCGUCUAAAUAAGGGGAUGCGAACGGGAAGACUUCUAAAGGCGUAGACAGUAUCCUAUAGGCAGUACGAUGAUCUAGAGUUUCGUCCAUAUAAACGAAUGGUACGAUUAAACGAUGCAAUCGAUCGGAUCAGUUGGCUUUUGUCGUCUAGCAGAUCGUUUCGGUUUCAUUGCGGAUUCUCUCCUCGAGAAAGGGGAGAGAAACUUCCGGUUUUCGCCGCGUUUCAAUGCGCGUGGGGCUACAAAAUUACUUAUUGAUCAACCACGAUCGCGCAGGACUUAAUUGUUGAUACAUUUACGUUUACUUAGUCGAUAGCUUUCGGAUUUGAGAUAAUAAUGCAUAUUAGACACGUUAACGAUACGCGCGUUGAGAAUUAAAACGCGAACUCGUUUGCGGGCUCGUUUUAAUUAAUCGAUUACGUAUUUAUGUUUGAUCUCAGGUAAUAGCGGGGAAAAAUAAAACAUAGACGAAAUAUAUUCGGAAAGGCUGAUUGUGCGAUGAACACGUACGAUGUAGGCCAGAGUGUAAACGCGUAGAUAUCUAAUCAUAUUACAAAAGUAUAUGUAUAUAAACGUACAUUACAUAAACGCAACGUGUAAUUAUGAGAUAUUCAUACAUUCCCGUCGUGGUCUGCAUGCGCCAGGCUAACGUCGUUAAUAUAUACUAGCUGAAUUGUCAGAGCACAGAAUGCAGAUUUUUCCUAUCUAGUCUGUGUAUACCGCGAGUUGUUUUUGCGGAUUUAGUUAUGUCGAGGGAUAAGAGCACGGACACGUGUAUUUCGCGUAGGCCGGAAAAUAUUCUCAGGUCGAUUGCAACGUUACUUGGAUAGAACGUGGUGGGCGCGCGAUAAAACGUGGAAACGCGAAAAAAUCUCCCGGAAAAUAGAGGUGGGAAAACGAAGUGGGGGCGGGGGGGGGGGGAGACCGCGAUUAACGAAGCUGCUGCUUAAAGAAUUUCUUUUCUUUUGCAAUCAACGAGGCAAUGCUUUUUCAUGCUGUUAGAUACGAUCGCUGUUAUCUGUUGGACGACCAUUCGCCGGAUAGUUCGAACGUAUCUCUCGUAUCGUCGCCAUAUAAAGUCGUGAAACAGAGAACAGGAAGGGACGUUUUUUUGUAAUACAAAAUGAUAUACGAAGUAGGAAAAUCUAUCGAGAGAUAUUUCUUUUCCGGCGAAUCCAGCUAGAGUCAAAAUUUAUCGUGCAAGAAUCUUAAUUAUUAUUGGAAAUUUUAUUAUAAUUGAAUAAAAGUUCUUGCAAAAUUAACAUAAAUUUUUAAUAAAAGUUUUUGAGAUAUUAAAGUUGAAUUAAAAUUAAUUGUAAAACAAUUAUAAAAUAAGGCUUUUUGUUAUUUCUAUUUCUGAAAGUUAAUUGAUAAAAUAUCUAUAGCAGACUUUCGCGUUCUGUGUAUUGAUCUGUGUCUUAAAAUAUUUUUUCUGACCUGAGGCACUUUGUACAAGAAUUAAGACAGUUGAUAUCAUUCGUAUAUAUCGCAUGUGAUGUGCAUAAUAUUCAAGAUUAGGUUGUGAUAAAACUCAAUUAGCAGUAUUGCCAAUAGCUCGUGUUAAUUAAAUGAUAAAAACAAAUUAAUUCCAUUUGUGUUAAAACUAUAAAAUAUAUUAAAUGUUACGAUCCAUCAAAUAUAUAUUAUAAAGAGGAAAGACAAGAAUCUGCACCUUGAUUUAAUAAUAAACUGUUUUGCUUUCCAUAUUGGCAACUCUGCCAAUUGAGUUAAUUGUCGAUUAAAGUUAAUCAGAGUUAGUCGAAGUGGCUCUGAGUUUAACAUAUAAUUUGCACGAGUAAUCGACACUGAGAAAAAAAAGUUGUUGAUUUGACUAAAUUUUUCAACUUGAUUAAACUUCUUCCAUUCAACUAUUUGUGUAUUUCGAAGUUCAAGUAUUCUAUGUAUUUCAGUUAAUUGCAUAAAUACUUGAACUGAAGAAAUUUAAUCCUGUUAAAAAAUUUAGUCAAAUUAACAACACUUUUUUCUCAGUUUUAUCAAUAGUUUCUCCAACGGCAAUAAACAAUAGGUAUCUCAAUGUUUAAGGUUAUAUAUAUAUUUACUUAUCUUAUGUGGUUUCUUUCCGAUGGUACUAUAAUUAUUAAGGACUCACGCAGGGAGGUUUGAACAUGCUAAUGUUAGACCGCGAUCGAAUGGUCGCCGAUAACCAUCAGAAGCAGUGAGCGUAAUAGCACGUUAUUUUUUAUCUGUGUUACAUUUAUGCUAAUUUACAAUAACUGUAGCUAAGUUUUAAUUAUACAAAUCUGUACUUGAUAUUAAUAUGUACUAUAGCGUAUCGUAUAUAUUUAUAAUAUAAAUAUCGCGAUUCUUUAUUUGCGAGCAGAAAAUGAACGCGAGCGGAACGAGGUGCUCUUCUAGCGAGAGAGAGUUGCGCUUUCAGAGAUCAAUCGGAGGAUUCUCCGUUUAUCAACGGAUAUCGUUAAAAUAAUUAAUUUUAACGUCAUUCGACGAUAAGGGAGGGGUUCUUUUUUGUGAAAAUCGUACGAAGAUUAUUAAUAUCCUGCGGAGCGUUGAAAUUCUUCAGUAUGCACCGAACGCAAUGUGCAUUCACUUGACAAUGUUUCAUUCCUAAGAGUAACUCUUGAUGCACAUGAUGGUGAAACUUUCUGAGACGGUCGCUGACUCGGGAGCAAUUCUCAAUCGCGUUCGCUACAUGCGUUUACGGUCGAGAGUCGCUUAGCUCGAGAGCGAUUCUCAGAAUCGAGUACGAAGUUAUAACGGCAUUGAAAUACUUUGAAUUUUGCUCCAAUCGCGAUGUGGAAAGAAAUAUAUAUCUUUUUUAGCCUUAUUUCCUUCUUGUUAUCGUCGAUAACUAAAACGUCGAUGCUACUAACGUCCUGUGAAAGAGCAAGUGUUAUGUAGGUUUACAUUGCAAGAAAGCCUUGUCUCUCGAUUACGAGACGCAUAUAUAUUUUCAAAACCUCACGAUAUAUAACGUUCGUAUAUAUCAAUGAAUAUUUUUAUUCAGCUUGAUAUAAACUCUUGAAAGUGCAUCAAACGCGAAAGUAUAACAACGAAGCAGGAUGAAAAAUGUACGUCCCCCCUCCGCACCCUCCCCCCCGAAGAAACCCUUAGCCCAUGUCUUGUUUUGUGUUGCGGCAUGCCGUGAUGGAAUUAAUUUUCUAUGCACUUCCACUUUUCAAAGCAACGCGCGAGGCAAAUUCUAAUAAAAUCGUACUCAUAUCGAGCUCCUCGAGCUUUCUCUGUCUACCUCAAGUCCUAAGAAGCAUGUCGCUAUUUGUUAACGUGAAUUGAUUUUAGAGCAGAUGAAACAGUAAGAAGCGAUAAAGCAAUCAUAAUUGAUUUGUAACCGAGGCUUACAUUUUGAGAUAAAACGUGCAAAUCUUUUCCUCAAAAUUAAAUUCCAACGAUUUGUAUGGUUCAUCUAAAAACACGUAUAUAUACAUAGAAUUCAGGACACAAAUAUAAAUUAUUGCCAAAUUAUUUUGUUUAAUAUCGAUUUUUCACUGCCCGAUCAGCGACGGACACAUUUUUCACCCUACUUCGGCGAGUAAGGCGGUAAAAUUAAACGUACAAGAGGAGGAGGAGGAGGAGGAAGAGAGGAAAUACACACUACAAAAAAAAAAAAAAACGUUAGCGAUCGCGCGAACGCGAGGCGAGGGAUUUACUAUUCGUUUGUACAUACCUUUAGCGGUGGCGAAACGGGAAAGAGUAAAUUUUUUAUAUGAUACCAAAAAAAAAGAAGAAGAAGAGAGAGGGCUCGGCGCGAGAGCGGAGCGCGGAAAUCUCAGGCGAGUGUUUGAAGGGCCGUUCUGUCCACGCGCACGCGUUGCAAGAGCAAGAGAUUCGCAUUCGAGGAGAUUCGCAAUGACUCGACAGCCCAGUUAGGGCGAGAGCCAAAAACUCUUAGGGACGAUGUUAUGCUUUUCAUCGUCGGCUUUCGAACUUGACAGAAUAUUUUUUGAUGCAUCGCACGUUUACAGAAUAGGGCGACGAAAAGCGAGCUCCCUUAUUCUCUCUCUCUCUCUCUCAAUCUCUCAAUCUCUCUAUCCUUUCUCUUUGUCUUUCUCUCUCUCUCUCUCUUUUUCUCUACCUAUCUGUCACUCUCUUUCCCUCUUUCUCAUCGGAAUUUGACAAGUGCAUGUUAGUUUGCUAACUAAAGGAUGAGAUGAUUGUUAUACACUUCGUAUAUAGAUUCUUUUAGUCUCUAUACUGUUACGCGUAUUUUCGGUGAAUCCCCCCUAAAAAAAAAAAAGGAAAACGCGUUCGGCGUUGCGGGUCAAAAGUUAUAUUUUUGCGCUCGAUUUUCGGUUCCGAUUGGUGUAUUUUUUUUCAAAAUCGAGACGCGCGAAACGCAACAAUGGUGCCUGAUGAAAAUGCCUCUAUCAUGCUUCGGAAUUUUUCCUCGUCGUAUUAAGAGUCACGAAAUUGAUCGAAAUAAGUUUUUCUAAACAGACUUCCAGUAUACUUUUAUCGAAGUUAAAAAUUGGCGAGAUCAUUUUUGAUAAUUAGAUAACAGAAUUUAAUUCAAUCUCGACUAAAAGCUGAUCUUAUCGGAAUAUCAAAUUUGAACUGUUACGUUCAAUAUUGACACAACAUUUGACGUUUGCGCGAAUUACCGGAGGAAGCAAGGAUGAUUCGGAAGCCUGAUGAGCGCGUUAUUACAGCUACUUGAAUGUUUCGCCACUAGCAUCGCAGCGGCCAGCGAGGCGUGAUGUAAUCGCACGAUUUACCGUCGCGACGAUGUAUAUUGAUAUCGAUUAAGUAAAACGCGGCCUUACACACACACACACACACACACACACACACACACACUUCAGUGAAAAAUAAUACAUCGAAUUGACAUCGAUUUGACAUCGAAAUCAUCAUUUUGAUGUCGAUUCGACAUCGAAUUGAUGUCGAAUUCAUUAUCGUUUCUCGCUGAGACACACACACACACUCCAGUGAGAAAUAAUACAUCGACAUCGAUUUGACAUCAAAAUCAUCAUUUCGAUGUCGAUUCGACAUCGAAUUGAUGUCGAAUUCAUUAUCGUUUCUCGCUGGGACACACACACACACACACACACAAAGAUACACACACAUACCCCGAUAACUGUCGUCACGAAACGUAAUGAGAUUUUACGAAAAACGCGCGAGCGAGACUCGUUUUUAAGCUCGGGGGAGUUGCAAAGGUAGGAGAAAGAAAAAACGAGGGAAGGGAAACGAAGCGAAGUUUAGAAAAAUAAAAACUAAAUUACUAUACUAUACUUAUCGAUGCUAAACGACGUUAGAAUUAUUAUGAUUAUCGUGGUUAUUCUUACUAUUGGUAAAUAAUUCUCCUAUACUCUAUGACUAAUUAGAUUAGGACAGUUACGAAAUGAUCUCUCUCUCUCUCUCUAUCUCACACAUUUUCUGUCUAUCUGUUUGUCCGUCCGUCUGUCUGUCUACCUGUUUAUCUGUCUAUUUUUAUCUGUCGAUCUGUCCGUCUCUCUAUUUUGCCGUUCCGUCAACAGUGAUCCUCUUCACACCGAUCGAACUUCGAUACGAACACUUCUGUCGUCAGCUCUCUCUAACUGUCUCUCUGCCCUUCUUUCCUUCUUCGUCUCUUUCUCCAUAUUUUCCGUUAGUUCUCUCUCUCUCUCUCUCUCUCUCUUAUUCUUUCUUUCUUGCUGUUUCUUUCUUUCCUUCUUCCUCUUUUUUUCCAUCUUUUCUCUAUUUUCCUAUCCGCCUACCUUUUUCUCCGUUUUGCGUUUUGAAACUGUGACUUUACUUGAACCGAAGAGAUGGUCUUUUACUUACUCUAGCCAGUGUUCUAGUCGAUUUAACUUUUACUCAACUGUUGUUCUCUCGUUAAUAAAAAUUCCGACAAAAAAAAAAGCAAAACAAGAUACAGAAAAAAAAUACAACACAUAUCCCGGCACUUUUUUUAAUUUCCUUCUCAACAAUCGGCACGAUCUGAUCGGCAUUCUAUCGGUAUCAUCCCGUUCUCAUGCGUCUUUCACGACGGCAAGAAAAGGAAAAAAGAGAACAUAAAUCACUCGCUCUCAUCGUUUGUCGCCUACAUAAUAAAGUCUAGAAGCGCGGAGGGUAAACGUGGUGUGAAUGUGUGCAUUUUCUGUAAAUAACGACAUAACUUACAUAAGCAUGUAACAUCCUCAUCGUAGCAUUGUCAUUGUAAGGGAAGAAGAGAACGGUCAAAGGGGGAAAAGAAAACCUUGUAAGGAGACGACGGACUUCGAGAAAUUGGAUUCGAUCUCGAUUCAAAAUUUUCGGGAAUGCGGGAAAAGAAAUUGCAAAAGGGAAUUUAACAUUCCAUCCUUCUUUCCUCGUUCCGUUUUCUCGAGCAUUCCGACAGAGAGAUCGAGUCCUCCUCGGUUCCGUUCUCGCAGGGGGGAGGGGGGAAGAAAAGGAAAGAUUAAAAGGAGCACGGAGUUUCAUUGUAAAUAAGCGCGACUUUAAACCUUCGUGUCAUCGUCCCGCCAGUUUCCGAGGAAAAAGAAAAGAGGAGAGAAACGAAAAAAUCGCUUGCUUAAUCGGAAUAACAAAUGAAUGAUAAUCACCGCCUGUCUCAUUCUCACACGCAUACACACACAUACUAUCUCUCUCUCCCUCUCUCUCUCUCUCUCUCUCUCUGUCUCUGUCUCUCUUUCUCUUUUUCCCCUUUUCUCUCAUUCACCCUCACUCAUCGGAGCAUCAAUUGCAUCUCUUUACUCGACUGCAAAGCGGAAACGACUGUGAUCUAGAUUAGUGUUACACAUCGCAUGAAAAGGAGAAGAAGAAGACGAAGACGAAGGAGGAGAAAGAAACAAAAAAGAAAAAAAAAAGAACAAUCGAUCGAUCAGUGCUUAAAUGCGACAUCGACCAUGAUCAUGACAACGUAGAUUAUAAAUGUCUCGUAGCGAUUAAGUAUUUCUUAUGGACUCACGCAUAUACAUAAUAUAUAUAUAAAUAAAUGACAACAGAAAAUAUAAAUAUACAAAUAUAUAUACAUAUUACGCUGCGCAGAGAGAGAGGCUAUGCGAAAACGUUGGUACGUUCUUUUCUAUUUUUUUUUUUCUUUCCUUUUGUGGAGCAUUUGUGUAAGUAAUUUGCAUGUGAGGCAAGAGAAUGCAAACGCAUACAUGUAAUUGCAAUUAAUAAAGUAUACGUUGUAAAAUGUA
Messenger RNA from Monomorium pharaonis (pharaoh ant), 11660 nucleotides. It is a transcript of the gene Cadps, whose product is annotated as calcium-dependent secretion activator. Gene Ontology annotation, biological process: synaptic vesicle exocytosis; dense core granule exocytosis. The record is from RefSeq and is a predicted model, not a curated record. The coding region runs from base 265 to 4491 and encodes 1408 amino acids. The transcript is spliced from 15 exons. Lineage: Eukaryota; Metazoa; Arthropoda; Insecta; Hymenoptera; Formicidae.